UCAACUCCAGUCUCUUUUACGCACCGAGACCGGUUACGCGCGCAGGUACUGGGACUCUAAAUUUCCCCAUUUUUAGCCGCUACACCGCGCUAUUAAUCGCCUCUUAUGGACUAAUAUGAAAGAAGUGGAUGUAGAGGUCUGACAGAGCCAAGAAAGGAGGCGCAUUUCUUGUGGAUCAUUCUUGUUUUCCCCUCCAUCACCCGACUAUCAGCAUGGAUGUCUUGGCGAACCACAGUAUCUUUCAGGAACUUCAGCUCGUUCACGACACCGGCUACUUCUCUGCGAUGCCGUCGCUGGAGGAAAACUGGCAGCAGACUUGCCUGGAAUUGGAACGUUAUCUGCAGACAGAGCCCAAACGUCUGUCAGAGCUCUUUGACCAGGACCUGGAUGGCCUACUUACUCCAGCCUACCUUAAGGAGGAUGGAGAGGAAGAGCUGUCAGACACCUUACUCCCAAGCCUGCCUAACCUUCCUGAACCACCAAGCCCACCUGCAGUGCUUCUUUGCCCUACAAGGAAGAACUUAUCAUCUUCUGGGGCAAUGACAAGAGACCACAAGCCCAAAGGACAGGAGACAGAAAACACUGAGGGGACGGAGGGGGUCCACCAAGCCCAACUGAGUGCAGUCACCUCCCUGACUCCGCCAUCUUCACCGGAACUGGGCCGUCACCUGGUCAAACCCAACCAGACUCUGACGGCCUCGGCUGAUGGGACGCUCACCCUGAAGCUGGUAGCUAGGAAAGUGGGGCUUAGCGCAGCACGGCUGGUGGCAGGGCAUGCACUUCCCGUGCGGAUGAAGGAUGAAGAUGAUGGGGCAGCGUGUGUGAUCGGGGUUGGAGAGCUACCAGAGAACAAGAAAAGGAUCCACCGUUGCCAGUUUAAUGGUUGCAGAAAGGUGUACACCAAAAGCUCCCAUCUCAAGGCCCACCAGAGGACACAUACAGGUGAGAAGCCGUACAAGUGCUCAUGGGAGGGCUGCGAGUGGCGAUUCGCCAGGAGCGACGAGCUGACGAGGCACUACCGCAAACACACCGGCGCCAAGCCUUUUAAGUGCAACCACUGUGACAGGUGUUUCUCGCGGUCGGAUCACUUGGCGCUGCACAUGAAGAGGCACAUCUGAGGGGGUUUGAGAGAGGUCAGCAGGAGUGGAUGGAGGCGAAGUGGAAGAAGAUGGAAUAUUGACACCAAUAUCAGAGAGCGAUAGCGGGACAGACUCAAAAACACCAGAUUUGGUUCUUCUGAAUUGAACGGGAAGGGCAGAGGCACUAACUACAGUCAAACUAACUGAUCCAAAGUGACUUCGUCAGCCUACUUUCAGCCAUUUGGUCCGUAGUGCCACAAGGACACGUCUCCACCUCUCCGAUGUCCCCUCGUAUGUUGACACGUGGACAAUAAAGAUGCACCAUCCCACCCUUCGUAUGUGUCGAGAGGAUUUGUUACAUGAUGAGUGGCGGACCACAUGCCUGUGGUUGGCAGCUCUUUAUUUUCAUCAGUCCCUGUGGCUUUUGUAGCGGUCCCUCUGUGAAACCCUUUCAAGCACCAAUGCUCCACAGGCCAGUGAGCACGCCAUUGCCAAACUGGACCAGAUGUACAGUCAUUUUUUUUGUGUACCAACAGCACAAACUGCUGUUUGCACAUUCAAGAUUUCCUACCCUUGUAAAGUGCUUUGAUUCGAAGACAACUGUUCAUUUCCAGCAGUAGCUAAACUCAAGAGGACAACAGCUUUCACUCCUUCAAAUUUGCCGCAGCCUUUUUACAAGUCACUGAAGGGUUUGUUGUCUAUUCUGCUGGGCAAAUGCUAAUUUGACCACAUGUCAUCUGAACUAAAUCCUUCUGGUUUAAUAUUAUUAGAGCAUUUGUUUAAAUGGAAUCUUAGAUUGGCUUUCUCAAAGGCUUGAAGAUGAGAAUGUGUUGGAUUGAUGUGCUGCAAAGACUGAUUGAGGUCAUCCAGGGGGCUGGCUUACUUUAUGAUCAUCAUCCACACAGACUAAGUAAUCCUCUCUGGGAAAGUCUCCUCGAAUGUCAGCCGCAACCGAGCGUCUUGAAAGAUGUGAGGCGACUCCUAAGAGUGUUUUUCCUUCUCUGCGAUCUUCUUAUGAGUUGUCAAAAAAAAAAAAAAAAAAAACUGUUGCACAAUUGACUUUUUGAAAACUUUUUGUAAAAAAAAAAAAAAAAAAAGAAAAAAAAAAAGAAAGAAAGAAAAAAAUGUUCUGCUGUCCCGAGACAUUUGAGGACUCACCAAACACUGGCUUUCCCAGGCCAUCGCUGCGUGGACAGCCACACGCACAAGUCUAAGCAGCUAGCUGACUGCAACAGCACACCAAACACAACCCAGAUCACUAUGUAUUUAAAGGCUAUAUUGUUUCUAAGAAGAUUCUCCUAUUUGUUCGAAAAAAUACCAUUUUAAAAUUAAGAAUUCACUGGAAAUGGAUGCAGCCAAAUGAACAAAACAAUAAAAAAAAGGAGGAAAAGGGGGAUGCCUGAAAUGAUCUCUUCAGUCUUUGAGAGUGAUUGGCACCAAAAUAGCCACUGGACUGAGGAGGUCCUGCCCUCAUGAUUCUUCCAAUCGAGCAGCUCUCUGACUUCAUUUAAAGCAACAUUUUUAAAACAGCUCCCAACAGCUCUUUGAAUCCGGCCUCCGCACAUCCAUGCGCAUUCCUGGUGACUUCCUGACCAACAUGUAUGUCUCAGUGCAGACUUAUACCCUGGAAGGACUCACCAGAAGGCACAUUCAGCCGGGUCUUGUCAGAGAAAAAUAAUGUGAAUGUAUGUUUGCAGGCCUGAACAUGUUGCCAGAUCCAUGAAAACACUGAAUGGUUAGUAAAGAUCAUACCAGACACCAUUCUUGUUUCUUUUUUUUCACAUUAGAAAUGAAUGAUUGGACUUGGAAUAACCAGCUGGUCACAGCUGGUAGCUUUUGACAUUUUCCUGGUUCUCUUGGACCAGCAUGAGUGCAGAUUACCAGUGGGUGGCUGAAAUGGGUUGGGGGAGGAAGGAUCUGCUCGGUCAGCAAUGAUAACUGCCCCAUCAGCUCAUGUAAGCGGAGCAGAGUGACACCCACACGCACAAUGAAACACCAUACAUUUGCUCCAUGAAAACGGGAACUAGCAUUUAUUCUGUGUGACCUGACUUUUGUCAGACCGAACAAAGAAAUAAAAUCCAGCUCUUUAGACGUCAUCUCUUAAAUCCACAUAUAACAUUUUGGGUGAAAACGCAAGCGCACACAAGUCAAACAGGCAGCUUGGACAAAAGGAGACUGUCGAGGUUCUGACUAACUUUACUGGCAACAGCUACAUGAAGGUGUUUUCAUUUUUUUUUCUUAAAUAUUUUGAGGCACAAAGCAGUCUGCAUUUGUGGAAGGGAGAGAAAUUUGAUUUCUAUUUGUUUACCAUGGGCGCAUUUCAGUUCCGCUGUAUAAAUGCAGUCAAAUCCUAUCUUGACAUGAUCUGUCUGCAGCUCUAGAAGUAGAUGCUGGUACAAAUCCUGCAUCAGCUAAGCAGGUAACCCAAUCAUUCCUAAUGUGGAAACAGCUGAAUUCCUUCUAUAUUGGAUCACAGAGUUAGAAGCCUCUUCUUAAGCUCAUCAUUCCUUCAAGCAAAUCCACAUUUGGAUGCUGGGGUAGUUUAAGAGUAAAAAGUCUCAAGCCUUUAUUUAAAGGUAGAAAUCAAAAAUUAGUCAGAAUGAAAGCCUUUAAGUGCAUCAGAAAGCAAGAAUUAAACCAAUUUUAAUGCUUAUUGUUAACAUUAACACUGAAAAACAGAAACAUUUGAUUUCAUGAGAAUAAGCAAUGAUGUAAAAUGUAUAUCCCAACAGUUGAGCUUUAUAGCAUGGUGCAUAGAUUUGAUAGGUGCAGAGUUUUAUUAAUGAACCAGCACAGAUUCCUACUAAAAAAAGUCCAAAACAAUCAGCUAAAUCAGCAACCAAUUCGAAACAGUGUCCUGAGUUUAAAUAUCUGUAAAAGGUCCAGGAAAUUGUUGCCAUUAAUGGGAUUAAUUGAAAUGAAAAAAAAGAGAGAUCUUUUUCCAAUCCUGACCAAUUUGCAAAGAAUUACUAACUAGGUUAAGGUUAGGAAAAGAUUAUCGGUUAGAGGAUGGACAUCUGGAUUUGGAUUAUUAGCAUCCACUGAAUGGACUCAUUGAACAUUGAACAGACUUCCAUUUGUAAAGUUAGUGCUUUUAAAAACUACUUGUUUAUUUUCAAAAAACACUAAAAAGUCAUCGCGAGAGUAAACGUUUGAGAUUUGGUUGACAGACAGGUUGCUAGCCUGUUUUAUCCCUGCUUAGUAUAAUGGUCUAAGUAGAAGAUGAAAAGAAGAAAAGUAGUUUAACCCAUGGGUAAAAACUGCAUCAUUGAUGGCAGCUCUAUGUGUGUGUUCAGUAUUUUAAUGGGAUACUUUCCUGUUGAACUGUUGUGAAUGUGUGGGAAUAUGAAGCUGGGGAGGUUUUAUUAAAUAUUAUUUUUACUGUUUUUGUAUCUGCUCAUGUUCUCUAUCAAUGAAAAACAGCUUAGGAUAUUGGACUGAACACUAAUUAUGUUGCUUUUCAUGUUUCGUUUAGACUUUAAGGAGCCAAGAUGUGGAAAUAUCCCAAUUACAAGACAGUUUAAAAUUUAGUCUGACUCCUCUUGUGAGCUGACAUAAACAAAUUGUUGUCUUUAUAUGUACGCCAAGAGCUCAAAAACUGGGAUUUCAAAUGUGAAUGUGUUUUCUGGGAAGGUUGUUUCAUGUCGUCUCUGAGGAUGCGGUUCAGUUCUGUGUCAUCUUAAUGAAUGAUUGUCAAUUCUGCUGUGCCUGUGUGUUCUUUUGUCUGUUUGUAUUUGCACUCUGAAUUUUUUGGGGAAAAAAAAACUCACUUGCAUAUCUGAUGUUUUCUGCCCGCUUGUACACUACACUGCACACAACCCUCGUUGAUGACACACUGAUCACAAAAGUCUGUAUAGUAGCUGUUUAUUUUAUUUUAUUUUUUUUUUUUUGCACACACAAUCAUGCAUACUUGCAACAUAGAUUUACACACACCGCAGACACACUUA
Molecule: messenger RNA, 5026 nt
Organism: Melanotaenia boesemani (Boeseman's rainbowfish)
Lineage: Eukaryota; Metazoa; Chordata; Actinopteri; Atheriniformes; Melanotaeniidae
Gene: klf7a
Product: Kruppel-like factor 7a
Exons: 4
Coding region: 213-1118 (301 amino acids)
Biological process (GO): regulation of transcription by RNA polymerase II
Molecular function (GO): RNA polymerase II cis-regulatory region sequence-specific DNA binding; DNA-binding transcription factor activity, RNA polymerase II-specific
Source: RefSeq, a predicted model, not a curated record